UACAUAUGGCAACUUCUCAUCCUUUCCAAGCUUCUCUGUGUCCAACGCUCCGGGCUCGUAUGAAUACUAGAAUCAUCAUCGCCAUCAGCACCCCGUUUUCUAUCACCGCUUCCAUUUCCAAUUUUAUGCUCAAAAAGCAGCUUUCCUCCUCUGCUCCCCAUUUUCUCUCCCACAACACUCGUUCUACUUCUAGUAGUUCUAUCAAAUCAGCCAAACUACUCUCCCACACAUAUAGGACCCUUAAUCCCAAAUUUUCUUCCCCUUCUCGGCCUUUACCACGUCGCUUACACUCUUUCAGAAUUUUGGCUAUGGCAGAGCAGUCCUCCCGGACAACGUCGACGUCGCAGCAGCAAUCCCACAGACACGCCAAUCGUCUUGCUGCUGAACACAGCCCUUACCUUCUUCAACACGCCCAUAACCCGGUUGAUUGGUAUCCAUGGGGUGAAGAGGCAUUUUCUGAAGCUCGAAAGAGGGACGUGCCCAUCUUCUUAUCAAUCGGGUACAGCACUUGCCACUGGUGUCAUGUGAUGGAGGUUGAAUCCUUUGAGGACGAGGGGGUUGCAGAACUGCUGAAUGAUUGGUUUGUCAGUAUAAAGGUUGAUCGAGAAGAGCGUCCAGAUGUUGACAAGGUAUACAUGACAUACGUCCAGGCUUUACACGGGGGUGGUGGUUGGCCGCUGUCUGUCUUUCUUUCUCCUGAUCUGAAGCCUUUGAUGGGUGGGACUUACUUCCCUCCUGAAGAUAAAUAUGGAAGACCAGGAUUCAAAACCAUACUAAGAAAGGUUAAAGAAGCUUGGGACAAGAAAAAGGACAUGCUUGUCAGCAGUGGAGCAUUUGCAAUGGAACAACUUGCUGAAGCAUUGACAGCCACUGCAGGGUCAAAUAAACUACCAGAUGGGCUUCCUCAGACGGCAUUGAACCUAUGUGCUGAACAGUUAGCUGAGAGUUACGAUUCAAAGUAUGGAGGUUUUGGUUCUGCUCCAAAAUUUCCCAGGCCUGUUGAGAUUCAAUUAAUGCUUUAUUACUCAAAAAAGUUGAUGGAGUCUCAAAAACCAAAUGAAGCAAAGAAAGUUCUAGAAAUGUCAGUCUUCACUUUGCAGUGCAUGGCAAAGGGAGGCAUCCAUGACCAUAUUGGAGGAGGUUUUCAUAGAUACAGUGUGGAUGAAUGUUGGCAUGUUCCACAUUUUGAGAAAAUGUUGUAUGACCAAGGGCAGCUUGCCAAUGCUUUCCUGAACGUCUUUUCCAUUACAAAAGAUAUGUUCUAUUCAAGUGUUUGCCGAGAUAUCCUUGAUUACUUGAGGAGAGACAUGACUGGUCCUAAUGGUGAGAUCUUUUCAGCAGAGGAUGCAGACAGUGCGGAAUUCGAGGGUGCUUCAAGGAAAAAGGAGGGUGCUUUCUACAUCUGGACCAGUGAAGAGGUUGACAAAGUAGUGGGUGAGCACGCAACUGUUUUCAAGGAUCAUUACUACAUAAAACCUUCAGGCAAUUGUGACUUGUCAAGGAUGAGUGAUCCUCACAAUGAAUUUAAUGGUAAAAAUGUGUUAAUAGAGAGAAACAGUACAUCUGCCAUGGCCUCAAAAUAUGGUAUGCCUGUGGAGAAGUACCUUGAUAUACUAGGUACUUGUCGUCAGAAGCUCUUUGAUGUGCGAUCAAAACGCCCUCGGCCACAUCUGGAUGAUAAGGUAAUUGUUUCCUGGAAUGGGCUUGCAAUUUCAUCUUUUGCCCGAGCAUCCAAAAUUCUGAAGUGCGAGUCUCAAGGAGGGAGGUUUCACUUUCCUGUUGUGGGAACUGAUCCUAAAGAAUACAUCGAAGUUGCAGAAAAGGCAGCAUCUUUCAUUAGGAAACAUCUUUAUGACCCGCACAAGCGAAGGCUGCAGCAUAGCUUCAGGAAUGGUCCAGCUAAAGCCCCUGGGUUUUUAGAUGAUUAUGCCUUUCUCAUAUCAGGCUUGUUGGAUCUUUAUGAAUUUGGAGGCUCAAUCUUUUGGCUGGUCUGGGCAAUGGAACUUCAAGAUACCCAGGAUGAGGUUUUUCUUGAUAAAGAUGGUGGAGGUUACUUCAACACUCCAGGGGAAGAUCCUUCAAUUCUUUUGCGGGUUAAAGAAGAUCAUGAUGGGGCGGAACCUUCAGGGAAUUCUGUUUCAGCAAUUAAUCUCAUAAGAUUGGCUUCCAUAGUUUCUGGGAGUAGGUCUGACAACUACAGGCGAAAUGCCGAACGGCUUCUGGCGGUCUUUGAGAAGAGACUGAAAGAUGCCGCGGUUGCUGUGCCUCUACUGUGCUGUGCAGCAGAUAUGGUCUCUGUUCCUUCCAGGAAGCAAGUUGUAGUGGUUGCAAACAAGGCUUCUGGAGAGUUUGAUAGCAUGUUGGCUGCUGCUCAUGCUUCAUAUAGUCCCAAUGAAACAGUAAUUCACAUAGACCCAACCGAUGAAGAAGAGAUUGGAUUUUGGGAGGAUACCAAUUCGAAUAUUGCUCUGAUGGCUAAAAACAAUUUCUCUUCCGACAAGGUUGUUGCUCUCGUAUGCCAGAACUUCACAUGCAGUCCUCCAGUUAGCGACCCCAAAUCUCUCGAGUCUCUGCUCUCGCAGUAGUCCUGUCCUUUAUGUAAAGAAUGGUAGUAGGAUAUUAACUGGAAAAUAUUUGGGUUUUGUCUGAGAUUUUUGGUUAUUUUCACUCACUCUAGAACCACUGAGUUCUUGUUUUGUAUCUUUUACCCUGUUUUGAGUAUUUGUAUCAAGUUGGUAUAUGCAAUUUAUUAGUGUCUUUCAUGUG
Coffea eugenioides is the source of this 2766-nucleotide messenger RNA. Its product is annotated as spermatogenesis-associated protein 20. Bases 6 to 2585 code for a protein of 859 amino acids. The transcript is spliced from 15 exons. Gene Ontology annotation, cellular component: chloroplast. Gene Ontology annotation, biological process: carbohydrate metabolic process. Lineage: Eukaryota; Viridiplantae; Streptophyta; Magnoliopsida; Gentianales; Rubiaceae. The record is from RefSeq and is a predicted model, not a curated record.